AUGUCCUCAGGCGACUUCAACUUCCCAGAUUUUGGCGCCACCUACUCUUCGCCCUCCAUUCCGUCGUACCAGGACAACCUGGGCAGCCUGCACCAGCCCAUCCAACCCGGCCCGCCGUCCGUCUACUCGGCAUCUAACUCCGUCAGCCACCCGCAUUCUCGCAGCCACCACAACCCCAGCUAUGCGUCCACUGCACCCACGCCGCCGCGGAUAGCCGCCGCCGCUGACAAGCGGAAGGCCGAUGUACUGAGCCACCAGCCACAGCCGGCAGGACGCGGCGCUGUCUCGUUUGAGGACCAGACCCGCGUUGCCGCCGAGGAGGACAAGCGCCGCCGCAACACGGCAGCCAGCGCCCGCUUCCGCAUCAAGAAGAAGCAGCGCGAGCAGGCCCUCGAAAAGUCCGCCAAGGAGAUGAACGAAAAGGUUCACGCCCUUGACAACCGCAUCCAACAGCUCGAGACGGAGAACAAGUGGCUGAAGAGCAUCGUGCUCGAGAAGAACGCCGGCAACGAGGAGUUCCUGGGAAAGCUGCUCGAGGAUUUCAAGUCCAAGCACGCCAACGGCGCAUCAAGUCGCAACGGUGCCGAGGCCGACUCCGAGACGGCCGUUGCUGUCGUUUCCGAUGAGGAGAACGAGACAAGAGACUCGUCAGGCUAG
Messenger RNA from Sporothrix brasiliensis 5110, 657 nucleotides. Its product is annotated as bzip transcription factor. Gene Ontology annotation, molecular function: DNA-binding transcription activator activity, RNA polymerase II-specific; RNA polymerase II transcription regulatory region sequence-specific DNA binding. The transcript has a single exon. Gene Ontology annotation, biological process: regulation of transcription by RNA polymerase II. The record is from RefSeq and is a predicted model, not a curated record. Gene Ontology annotation, cellular component: nucleus. NCBI's taxonomy places the organism in Eukaryota, Fungi, Ascomycota, Sordariomycetes, Ophiostomatales, Ophiostomataceae. Bases 1 to 657 code for a protein of 218 amino acids.